AUGUCCAUUCGAAGCCGAAAUAGUUCGUUGUUAAUCAUUUGCUCUAUGACAUUGUCCUUGUCUUUUCCCCGCCAGAGAAAAGUGUACUCUUUCCCUCACAAAACAUUCCCGACUGUGGAAGCCGCGUGUCUCUUGAAGCUCUGCAAUCUCCAUUCGAAGCCGAACGCUGCAAUAUCCAUUCGAAGCCGAAAUAGUUCGUUGUUAAUCACUUGCUCUUUGACAUCGUCCUUGCCUUUUCCCGCCAGAAGAAAGUGUACUCUCUCCCUCAUGAAAGAUUCCCCGACUGUGGAAGCCGCAUGUCUCUUGAAGCGCUGCAAUGUCCAUUCGAAGCCGAAAUACGCUGCAAUGUCUAUUCAAAGCCGAAAUAGUUCGUUGUUAAUCGCUUGCUCUUUGACAUCGUCCAUGCCUUUUCCCGCCAGAAGAAAGUGUACUCUCUCCCUCACGAAAUAUUCCCGAUUGUGGAAAACCGCGUGUCUCUUGAAGCGCUGCAAUGUCCAUUCGAAGCCGAAAUACGCUGCAAUGUCCAUUCGAAGUCAAAAUAGUUCGUUGUUAAUCAUUUGCUCUUUGACAUCGUCCUUGCCUUUUCCCCGCCAGAAGAAAAGUGUACUCUCUCCUCAUGAAAGAUUCCCAACUGUGGAAGCCGCAUGCCUCUUGAAGCGCUGCAAUGUCCAUUCGAAGCAGAAAUUGUUCGUUGUUAAUCACUUGCUCUUUGACAUCGUCCUUCCUGUUUCCCCGCCAGAAGAAUGUGUACUUCCCCUCAUGAAAGAUUCCCGACUGUGGAAGCCGCGUGUCUCUUGA
Acanthosepion pharaonis is the source of this 798-nucleotide messenger RNA. Lineage: Eukaryota; Metazoa; Mollusca; Cephalopoda; Sepiida; Sepiidae. The record is from the annotation of a GenBank genome assembly.